Molecule: messenger RNA, 2847 nt
Organism: Mesocestoides corti
Lineage: Eukaryota; Metazoa; Platyhelminthes; Cestoda; Cyclophyllidea; Mesocestoididae
Source: the annotation of a GenBank genome assembly
AUGGCAAAAGAGUUGAGACAACAUGAGGGUGGCGGAUUACUGCUUGCCGAUGCCACUCUUUAUGCCUUAAGCUCAUUGGAAUUGGGACGUCUGCUGGAAAUAUUUCGAGAACUUGGUCUUCAUGCGACCGACCCAAUGGCUACACUUCACCGUCAGGGCACCGAACAGCUACUAAACAGCAUCUACUCUGCAAUCGCACCCCUGGGUGCAGAGAAAGGAGGUUUCUGCAGCGAGGCAGCCGCCCAAUUAAUGCUUGCCCAGGCCCGUGAGAUUAUUUUGGGCUGGCUUACCUACAUCCUGGAUCCCACCAAUUGCGGUCACCUUCCUGUCAGUGGACUCAAAGUUGCGUUAUCAACUCUUGUUGUGGGAAAACCGGCAGACAAGUUUACCUAUCACUAUAGUUUAUUAGUCAAUAAUGCGGGAGCACUCCAAAUUGAUCGACUUGAGACCUACCUUCAUGAACUGCUUUCGCUUGCUGUUGGGGUAUUUGAGGAACCGAACUUCUCCUACAAUGCCCAGACGUCGAAAUUUCUCCUGUCAGGCAGUGAGCCCUUUUUUUCUUUUAAAACAGUUCAACACCCACUCAAGUGCGAAGGCUGCAAACGAGAACCGAUCGUGGGGUUGAGGUACAAGUGUACCCGGUGUCCGCGGUACAGUCUUUGUCAGGAUUGCUUUUGGACCGGCAUCACUACCGACUCCCACACCAACAGUCACGAUGUGAAGGAGUACACGACUGCAACGAAGACUCAUUCCAGGCAAUUCGGCCACUCCUUGAGAAAAUCGUUUCAAUUCGGUCGUCAACACAGUCUUCCUUCUGGUAGCUCCACGCCUGCACAGCAAGUCAAAGCCACCAGCCGCGCUCCGCAGCUUCAACAGCAAACUUCUUUAACGACGUUUCCACAGUAUCGUAUGUACCGACCAGGAUUCCCUUCACCAGUUAUUCAGCCAGGCUUCCCUCCGAGCUACUACUAUCCCGUUCAGGGAACUUUCGUGAGACCGCCUCCGACGCCAGUUAUGCAAACUCGCCACUUUCAAAGAUCCACGACGAUACCUCGGCAGCAGCAACAGCAGGCGGUGCUUUCACCCACCUUCAAUUCUACCUCUGUGCAGCCAAUUUCACCGCAGGGAACGGAUCCAAAAUCGUCCACGGUGCUCUCGACUGGAGUCAAACGCAACUCCAACAACAAUCUACUUCAACAGCAAGUCUCGCAACGACAUCACUCUGUCACCCAGCCUCUGCCACAAAGACAGCAACUCGGGGGGCUUCUUUCUCAGCGCCAACUAUCCACCGACGCAGAAAUUGGUGCAGCAGGCACUGUGGCCACCACACCAACCACUGCCGUGUAUGGCGCGUCUGCAGCUGAGACAGUAGGUGUGGAAGGCACAAUGAGCGCUUCCAUGGGAAUCCCAGACGGAACCCUAGGUAGGAAGCACCUUCAGCAGCAGCCACCUGUCGAUGGAUCUCUGUUCAGGCAGGCUCCGAGUCAGACGGGUGUUGGGAAGCCAGAUCAACACAAGCUGAUCGCAAAUUACCCGGGUCGUCUUGCUACAGUGGGAUCUGCUACAGGCCAGAAUAUCGAUGAAAUUGUCAGUUCAACACAGUCUCAGAAGGAACUCGUUGCGCAACUUGAAGCUAAAAACAGUCGAUUCGAGCGCUUAUUUGACGUCGCCUUGUUUAGGGAGAUUUUAAUGGAGAUACAGCGGCUGAAAAUGGAACAAGCGAAUCAAGCCGCGGGAAUCGCUGCUGCAAUGCGAGACAGUGGCAUCAAGAAUGCCUCCGCAAGCCUUGUUCAACCGCCGUCGCAGUCUUGUGAAAACGAAGACCCCAGGCUCGUGGCUGAACUCAAUGCCCUUCGACAGCGCAAAUCUGAACUGGAGGCCCGAAUGAAUGAUUUACAGGGUAACCGACGUGACCUUACGAUUCAACUCGAGACCUUGAUGCGGCUUCUAAAAACCAGCCCAAACCAGACGGCGAAACAGAGUGAGGAGGUUUUUGGCAUGCCAACUACUUCAUAUUACCAACAAAAUUACUACACACGUCCACGAACAGCGACUGCGGCAUUACCUCGCCGAAGCUGCAGCCUUAUUCGUCGUAGCAGUGGAACACGCACACCGCUGGAAGUACUUGUCAACGAGCCUCGUUCCCUGGACGCCGAGUUCUUGCUAACCUCAUCGACGAUGCCAAAUGAUCAGCCCGGCAGCACGAUGUCGUUGCAGAGAAGAGGCACCAACCCCCUCCCGGUUUCUCCUCAGCACGCUUUGGGAAGACCAAGCGGUUUCGGCCCCAGCGCCAUUCCACCAGUUGAUGUGACCUACAAGAAUCGCCCUAGGAGUAUUUCGCAUUCAGUUGGCGCGGCGUCUGGCGCACUGCUCAAAGCCAAUUCCAAAACCAAACCAGUGAUUUCAGUGAAAAGUCAGUUGCGUCGUUCACCACUAAGUGGUGUUGGGGGGACGUCGUUGUUGGCCGAGUCGGACAGUGAGGUGGCGCACGCCUCUCGAAGGCCCUUCAACUGUGCCGCGGUGUUUGAUCCAUCUGGCAACUCGGCGACUCCCGCUGCCACCACCUCCGACACCUACCUUUACUCCGACCCUGAGAUGCUAAGCAGUGGGUGGCAACAAGGCGGGGCUAACAGUGGCACCCGAAAAGACCUAGUGAAACCCCUAACCACAACAAGCACCAAUCAGACCUCCGUAGUCACUGUCCUGUCCGUUUCGGUUGUCGAAUCACCGCUGACAACCACUCGAACUCCCAGUGUAGAAACAUCAGAAGAAAACGUCUCAAAAUCGAAUGGAGUGGUAAAGCAUCUCAGUUUUCCAUUUAAAUCUAAUUUUUUUUUCAAUUAUUAG